CGUUAUUGCCCUUCUGCUCUCCGAAAAACAAUGGGGGUGUCUGGCGAGCCUUGCAGCGUGCAAGCUUCAUAGGUCUGCAGCCCUGCUUUCUCCGGUGCCUAAACUGUGCUGUGUCGUGCCCUGGCGCAGCAGUCCUCUAUAUAGGGAAAAGGCGCCUUUAGAUGUCUGUAUAAGAUUGUUCGCCAAGAGUUUUCCGCUAAAUAUUGUUGCGAUCAACUUACUCCUGCCUUUCGGCUUGUUUGAAGAAGCCUCCCGCCCCCGUAGUUGUCCGUCAGAUGUAUUUGUACUACAGCGCCCAUUAUCUUUGCUCAAUCUUUUCAUACACUGUGGAUUAUGGGACUUUUAAAAAAAUGGAGCGGAGCAGGGAGGCAACAUUUUCUAUUCGGUUUUCCCUCAAGAAUUCACUAGGUUACAGCGUAUCAUGACCUAUUUGUAGAGCAUUCUGGGGUGUUUCUGUGUACACCUUGUUAGCACCUUUAGUUGUUUGGCAGACAUAAUUAUCUCCAGAUUUGAGUGAUGAACCGUAACUGUCAGGAAAUAGGCUGUUUGCUGUAUCAUCCCCAAAGCAGUUGAAUUGGUAACUUUAAAGGUAUUAAUGUGACUAUAUCAGAACUGCCUUUUCCAGCCUGUAUGAGCCUGAAGAGAAAGGUUAUCGGCAAUUGAUUGAAAAAGCAUCUUACAAAUUCACUGAUUUAAAGGUUGCAGCUACCUACCAAAAAGAAGGAAUAUUAAAACAAUCUAAAACUGUGUUUCUAAAAAGAAAAAAGUUCACCAUUGAACCAAUGGCUUGAAAGAUUCUGAAUAGUGCCAAAACUUCCAUUGCUUUUGAUGCUUAUUUUAUUUCUUUAAAACAUGAUAAUCCAGUUCUCAUGGAAGAAAUGUUUCCCAUUAUAUUGUGUCCUCAAAGUUCCAGCUGCUGGCUUCAAAAGUACAAAAGAAAAAGGGCUUAUCCUACAGUCUGUGUCUCAGGAUGUUUACCAGAAUUUAGCAUUAGAGGAUUGGAUCCAUGAUAACAUGGAUUUAGAGAAGAGACAUGUUCUUCUCCUCUGGAGAAAUUCUUCUGCUGUAGUGAUUGGUCGGCAUCAGAAUCCCUGGCAGGAAUGUAACCUUGGAGUCAUGAGGCAGAAGGGUGUAAAGCUUGCUCGAAGACGAAGUGGAGGAGGUGCAGUUUACCACGACAAAGGCAACAUUAAUCUGACUUUUUUCACUGACAGAAAAAAAUAUGAAAGAAUUGAAAAUUUAAAACUGGUUGUUAAAGCUUUGAAGUCCCUGCGACCCCAGCUAGAUGUUCAGGCUACUGAAAGAUAUGAUCUCUUGUUAAACAAAAUCUUUAAAAUUUCAGGAACUGCUGCAAAAUUAGGAAGAACAGCUGCUUAUCACCACUGCACUUUGUUAUGCAGCACUGAUAAAUUGGUUCUAACAUCUGUGUUAAAGACUCCUAACAGUGGAAUCCAAAGUAAUGCCACACCAAGUGUGCCUGCAUUAGUGAGAAAUCUCUAUGAAGAAGAUCCCACAUUAACUUGUGAAAUGCUUAUGGAAGCCAUUGCUGGCGAAUAUGCUUCACAUCAUCACAUAGAAAACCAUAUCCAUGUCAUAAAUCCAGCCAAUGAAACAGAAUUCCCUGGAAUUAACAAUAAAGCCAUAGAACUAAAAGCCUGGAAUUGGCUAUAUGGAAAAACACCAAAGUUCAAAAUCAUCACAUCUUUUAAUAUAGGUCAUGAGGAAUCCAAUGUUGAAAUUCAGAUAAGUAUGGAUAUAAAGAAUGGUAACAUUGAAACUUGCCAAAUAGAUGUGCCUCAGAACUGGCUGCCACUGGAUGUAUGUGUGGAACUCGGGAACAGCCUGAUUGGCAACAAGUUUUGCCCAAAUGAAAACACUGCUCUGGCAACUGCUUUGCUGCGAACUUGGGCAGAUUCUACAUUACACAGCAAAUUGCAUAUCUUAUGUGAGAAGAUUGUAACAUUAAUGUAACUUAUGUGAUGAACUGGAUUCUUGGAUAUCAAAUUAGUAGUUUUAUAAUACAAGAUUGUUAUGAUGUUAGAAGAGUUCGGUGAAUGUAAAUUUAAUGUUACAUAAUAACUGAACAAAAAUAACAUUUGAAUAUAAAGUUCCUUUUUUAGAGGAGGUAGUUAAUUGAUACUGCAGUCAUUAUCUACUCAAAUGUGAACUCCAUUGAGUUUAAUGGAACUUGAAGUAACUUACUAUAGUGUUGAAAUCAAGAAUGCAAUUAUAAGAAUAAUAAUACA
Molecule: messenger RNA, 2246 nt
Organism: Notechis scutatus (mainland tiger snake)
Lineage: Eukaryota; Metazoa; Chordata; Lepidosauria; Squamata; Elapidae
Source: RefSeq, a predicted model, not a curated record